This is a messenger RNA of Peronospora belbahrii, 1491 nucleotides long. The record is from the annotation of a GenBank genome assembly. Lineage: Eukaryota; Oomycota; Peronosporomycetes; Peronosporales; Peronosporaceae.
AUGUUGCGCAACUUGGUAACGAUCUUACGUCGUUCGACGCGUUCUUCCGUGUAUGUCCGUGGUUUAUCCUCGACAUCAUCAUCAGAGUAUGAUAUUGUUGUAAUUGGUGGUGGUCCAGGUGGCUACGUCGCAGCAAUUAAAGCAGCACAAUUAGGUUUUAAAACUGCCUGUAUUGAAUCCCGUGGAAAAUUAGGUGGUACAUGUUUAAAUGUUGGUUGUAUUCCAUCUAAAGCACUAUUACAUUCGACUCAUUUAUUGCAUACAGCUCAACAUGAGUUUAAAAAUUAUGGCAUUGAUGCACCAAAUGUAACGGCUAAUUUUCCUCAAAUGAUGAAAGCCAAGGAAAAAGCUGUUCGAAUGUUAACAGGUGGCAUUGAAAGUCUUUUUACCAAGAAUAAAGUGACUUAUAUCAAAGGAUUUGGUAAAAUUUCAGCUCAAGGUAAAAUUUCCGUGACAUUGAAUGACAAAAAGAGCAAUGAAACCGUCAAAGCCAAGAAUAUUAUUAUUGCUACGGGCUCUGAAGUAACUCCAUUACCACCUGUUCCGGUGGAUAAUUCGAGUGGGAAAAUUAUUGACUCAACGGGUGCGUUAGCACUAACUCGUGUCCCAAAACACAUGGUUGUUAUUGGUGCGGGUGUUAUUGGAUUAGAGCUUGGAUCUGUCUACAAACGCUUAGGAUCGAAGGUUACGGUGGUUGAGUUUCUGGAUACUGCCUGUACUGGCAUGGAUAAAGAAUCUGUGAAAGAGUUUAUUAAGCUGUUGAAGAAGCAAGGUCUAGAAUUUCAAUUUGGAACCAAGGUGACGGCUUCCGAGGUAAAUGGUGAUGUCGUGAAGCUUACGAUGGAGCCCUCGAAAGGUGGAGAUGCUUUGACGAUGGAGUGUGAUACUGUGCUUGUAGCAACAGGUCGUCGUGCAUUUACGGCUGGUCUUGGACUAGAACAGAUGGGUAUACAGACUGAUAAGCUUGGUCGCAUUGAAGUCGAUCACGCUUUUCGGACACAAGUUCCUGGUAUCUUUGCUAUUGGUGAUGUGAUCCAGGGCGCUAUGCUAGCGCACAAGGCUGAGGAAGAGGGUAUUGCUUGCGUGGAGAACAUUGCUGGUAAGCACGGACACGUGAACUACGGUGCCAUUCCUGGUGUGAUCUACACGUUCCCAGAGUUUGCUUCCGUGGGUAAGACGGAGGAGGAGCUAAAGGCUGAAGGCGUCGAGUACAACGUUGGCAAGUUCCCGAUGAUGGCAAACAGUCGUGCUCGCACGGUGGCCGAGGCCGACGGUAUGGUGAAAGUGCUUGCCGACAAGAAGACGGACAAGUUGCUUGGUGUGCACAUUAUCGCCAGCAACGCCGGUGAAAUGAUCUCAGAGGGUGUGAUCGGCAUUGAGUACGGUGCUGCGAGCGAGGACUUGGCACGCACGUGUCACGCCCACCCGACGUUGAGCGAGGCAUUCAAGGAAGCCUGUUUGGCCACUUUUGACAAGUCCAUUAACUUCUAA